Messenger RNA from Zea mays, 2899 nucleotides. RefSeq lists its product as uncharacterized. Gene Ontology annotation, biological process: protein phosphorylation. The record is from RefSeq and is a predicted model, not a curated record. Gene Ontology annotation, molecular function: MAP kinase activity; ATP binding. Lineage: Eukaryota; Viridiplantae; Streptophyta; Magnoliopsida; Poales; Poaceae. The transcript is spliced from 10 exons. Bases 653 to 2386 code for a protein of 577 amino acids.
ACGCCACCUCGCGACGCGGCCCCCAACCCCCACCGCUGCGGUGCUACUGCUACCGUGCUACACCAUCAGGAAUCGGACGCGGGACGCUACACCACCACCACAGCUCCCCACCUCCACCCUCGCCGCGAGUUGCUCAGUCGCAGACUCGCAGCGAGCGAGGCGGGGGCCUCACUCAGCGCGGGGCGAGGCGAGCGUCCCGGGUGGGCAGCGUCGCGGUCGCGGGCUCGAUCGGGUUGGGACGGGGAGGUAGGGAGGAGGGGCCAGGGAUCUCCACUCUCGUCCGUGCGGGAGCGCGGGCGUCGCAUGCGGCGGCGCGCCGGGGCAAAUGCUGGUAGCCUCACGGGCGGAGGAGCGCUCACGCUGAGGCGGCGGCCGGGGAGCGAUGCAGGCGCCGGAGCAGCAGCCGCAGCAGCAGCAGCAGCGGAGGAAGGUGAGGGGCAGGGCUCUCGUUUCGCAGUCUCGUCGUCGGUAGGAGUUUGGUUUCUUUCUCGUGGGGGUGGUUGGGGUGCGGGUGGACGCGCGGUCGUCUGGGUUGUUGUUGGCGUUUCAGAUCGGUUGGCCUGCCGGCUUGGACCUUGCAAGAAGAUGGCGGCUCUGAAAUACAUGUGAAACAAAAAGGAGCGUUCUUCGCCUCGAGUUUUCCUGGUCCUGGAUGUGCACGUCAGCCGGUUCGUCAGAGAUGGACUUCUUCAGUGAAUACGGCGAUGCGAACAGAUACAAAAUCCAAGAGGUCAUUGGCAAAGGAAGUUAUGGCGUUGUUUGCUCAGCUGUUGACCAACAUACUGGUGACAAGGUGGCAAUCAAGAAAAUACACAAUAUCUUUGAGCACUUAUCUGAUGCUGCCCGGAUCCUACGUGAGAUCAAACUGCUUCGGCUAUUACGCCAUCCUGAUAUAGUUGAGAUCAAGCAUAUAAUGCUGCCUCCAUCAAGGAGGGACUUCAAAGAUAUCUAUGUUGUAUUUGAGCUGAUGGAUACAGACCUCCACCAAGUCAUCAAGGCAAAUGAUGAUUUAACCCGAGAGCAUCAUCAAUUCUUUCUCUAUCAGAUGCUCCGUGCACUGAAAUACAUUCAUACCGCUAAUGUUUAUCAUCGUGAUUUGAAGCCAAAGAAUAUAUUGGCUAAUGCUAACUGUAAACUUAAAAUAUGUGAUUUUGGAUUGGCAAGAGUGGCAUUCAAUGACACUCCUACAACAGUAUUCUGGACGGAUUAUGUUGCUACAAGAUGGUAUAGGGCCCCUGAACUGUGUGGGUCUUUCUUUUCCAAGUAUUCGCCAGCUAUUGACAUAUGGAGUAUCGGUUGCAUUUUUGCGGAGAUCUUAACUGGGAAGCCUUUAUUUCCUGGAAAAAAUGUGGUCCACCAGUUAGAUUUGAUGACUGAUCUCUUGGGUACUCCAUCACUUGAUACAGUUUCCAGGAUUCGGAAUGAGAAGGCAAGGAGGUACUUGAGUAGCAUGAGGAAAAAACAGCCAGUACCAUUUACUGAAAAGUUUCCUAAAGCAGAUCCUGCUGCACUCAAACUUUUGCAGAGGCUUUUGGCAUUUGAUCCCAAGGAUAGGCCAACUGCUGAAGAGGCAUUGGCUGAUCCGUAUUUUAAAGGCCUCGCAAAAGUAGAGAGAGAACCAUCAUGCCAGCCAAUAACAAAAAUGGAGUUCGAGUUUGAGCGAAAAAAGGCGACCAAAGAGGAUGUCAAGGAACUUAUAUUCAGGGAGAUAUUGGAGUAUCAUCCUCAACUUCUCAAGGAUUACAUGAAUGGGACUGAGAAAACAAACUUUCUAUAUCCUAGUGCUGUUGACCAUUUCAGGAGGCAAUUUGCAAACUUGGAGGAAAAUGGAGGAAAGAGUGGGGCACACGCCGCUUCAUCAGACAGGAAGCAUGUUUCGCUCCCAAGGACAACCACAGUUCAUUCUAAUCCAAUCCCUCCAAAUGGAACCUCCCAGGUUCCUCAAAAGAUUCCCACAGGUAGACCAGGAAGAGUGGUUGGUCCAGUAAUACCAUUUGAGAACGCAGCUGCAGUUGAUCCAUACAGCCAACGUAGGGUCUCAAGGAAUCCAGUACUUCCUCCAACCACGUCGAACAUGUCAGCCUAUGCCUACCACCGGAAGUCAGACAACUCAGACAGAGAGCUCCAACAGGAGCUGGAAAAGGACCGCAUGCAGUACCAGCCAGCACAGCGGUUCAUGGACGCCAAGGUAGUAUCACAGAUGUCCCCUGACUUGAGGUCUUCCUACUACAUACCAAAAGGUGUCCCAAAGGCUGAUCCCGCAGAUAGAACCGCUCUGCAUUCUAGCAUGAUUCAUGGGAUCGCCCCUUUCAGUGGCAUUGCAGCUGUUGGAGGUGGCUACAACAAGGUCAAUGCAGUUCAGUAUGGAGUUUCUAGGAUGUACUAGUUCUAGUUGCAUUGGCCAUCUCCGAAUUCCUCAGCUGAUGAGUUGAAGUAAUAACAUGGCGAAGACCAGAUGUAGGUACCGAAGAACUGCCAUACCGGCUCUGAGCCAAAGAUAGAAAACAUGGAAUACGGAUCUCGGAUCGAGGACGUGUCCGUCAGAUUGAAAACAGAUACUGGGCAGCAGUCAUGGUUCUGUCCAUUGGACCUAGCUUUUCGGGAAGCAAUGCCAUCGCCCCGCGGAAACGGUAAAAUAAAAGGAGAAAAAAAAAUGCAGUACUGUCAGUUGAUUGCUGCUUAUAAAGAAGCAAAGGGGGCAGAGACGACGAUUUUUACAGGUAAAAUUAUGUACUUUGCAAGGAGGGAAACAUGUGGGAAUAAGUAGUGAGCCUACGUUUAGCUCUGUAUAUAAAGUGACUUGAUUUUAUAUGUACUAUUACGGCUGGUGAAACACGCUUCUUUAAUUCAAAGCUAUGGAGUUUUGGCCUAAAUACCAUAGGCAGCUCAGAUUGAUACA